CUACCUCCCCCAAAUGGCCAUAUCCCAUUCUCAUAUUCUUCUGAUCAUGAUCACUUGGCUGGCUAUGUCACUAUUACAUCUUCUUCACACCAUUGGCAGCCACUAUUUCCAUUUUCCACUAUAAAUCAAGGUAAUAUUUAUAACAGGCUAGCCAGGUUUAUAGCUACUUGACCCUCCAAUGGCAGGCAUAACGUCAAGUCUUUCAAUGCUGCUCCUUCUCAGCUUCGCCUCCAUUUUGCUUAUUGGUCGCUCAACUUCUCAGAAGGACCGAAAGGCUUAUAUUGUGUAUAUGGGUAAUAAGAGGGACGAGGUUUCCACAUCAUCCCUUUACACAAGCAUGUUACAAGAUGUCAUUGGCAGCCAUAUUGGUCCAAUAUCUUUACUCUAUAGCUACAAAAGGAGUUUUCAUGGAUUUGUGGUGGAGCUAACCGAGCAAGAAGCUCAAAAAAUGGCCGGAAUGGAUGGCGUAGUGUCGGUGUUCCCUAACCAAAAGAAAGAGCUCCAUACAACAAGGUCAUGGGACUUUCUUGGCCUUCCAAUUCCAAAGCAAGUGGAUGGAAAAACUAUUGAAAGCAACAUCAUCAUAGGAGUCUUUGACUCUGGAAUUUGGCCGGAGUCUGAUAGCUUUAAUGACAAGGGAUUUGGUCCACCACCUAGCAAAUGGAAGGGAAAGUGCCAAGCCUCAACUAAUUUCACUUGCAACAAUAAAAUCAUUGGAGCAAGAUAUUACCGUGGCAAUAAACUUUUUGAAAAAGAAGAUAUUCAAUCUCCAAGAGAUUCAGAUGGCCAUGGGACACAUGUCGCAUCAAUAGCAGCUGGGAACUUAGUUAACAUGGCAAGCGUACAAGGCCUUGGCUUGGGAACAGCACGAGGAGGGUUUCCAUCAGCACGAAUUGCUGUGUACAAAGUAUGUUUUGGUGGCUGUUAUGAUGCAGACAUUCUUGCAGCAUUUGAUGAUGCCAUUGCUGAUGGGGUAGACAUUAUAUCUGUAUCACUUGGUGGAUCUGCUAAGAGCUAUUUUACAGAUGUAGUUGCCAUUGGUGCCUUUCAUGCUAUGAGAAAUGGAAUAUUGACAUCAACUUCUAUUGGUAAUGGGGGUCCAAAUUUGGGAACCAUCUCAAACUUCUCCCCGUGGUCUCUUUCUGUGGCUGCAAGCACCAUAGACCGAAAGUUCUACACCGAGGUCCGAUUAGGUAACAACAAGAUCUAUGAGGGAAUUUCAAUUAAUACAUUUGAUCUCAAGAAUAAAACGUAUCCAAUAAUCUAUGGUGGAGAUGCACCAAACAAGAAAGCAAAUGUUGACUCAUCCAUUUCCAGGUAUUGCGACGAUGAUACAUUAGACAAAAAAUUGGUGAAAGGUAAAAUUGUACUUUGUGAUGUUGAGACUGAAGGGACUGGGCAACUCUCAGCCGGUGCAGUAGGUACUGUGAUGCAAGGCCGACGCCCUAGUUCUGCUUCUUUUGCGUUCCCAUUGCCUGCAGCUUACGUUAGUUUGGAGGAUGGUGGCAACGUUUACUCCUACAUGAAUUCGACAAGAAGCCCAACUGCGACUAUCCUUAAGACUAAUGAACGUAAAGAUCCAUAUGCUCCUUACGUAGCUGAAUUCUCAUCUAGAGGUCCCAAUCCAGCUUCACAUAACAUUCUCAAGCCUGAUUUAGCUGCUCCUGGAGUCGAGAUUGUAGCUGCAUGGUCUCCAAUUUCCCCGAUUUCCGAUGUCAGUUCUGAUAAGAGAGCAUUCUCAUAUAAUAUAAUCUCAGGGACAUCAAUGUCUUGCCCUCAUGGUUCAGGGGCGGCGGCCUACAUCAAAUCCCUCCAUCCAACAUGGUCACCUGCAGCUAUCAAAUCUGCUCUUAUGACGACUGCUGUCCCCAUGAGUCCUGAAGAGAGCUCAGGAGCUGAAUUUGCAUAUGGUGCAGGCAAUAUUAAUCCACAUAAAAGUGCAAAUCCUGGUUUAAUAUAUGAUAUUGAUGCACUUGACUACAUAGCUUUUUUGUGUGGACAAGGAUAUAGUACAAAGUUAUUACAAGCUGUUACUGGAGACAGUAGUAGUUGUACCAAAGGUACUAAUGGAAAAGUUUUUGAUCUAAACUAUCCUUCAUUUGCUCUAUCCACAUCAUCCUCAAAUUCUAUAAGUCAUGUUUUCAAUCGAACAGUCACCAAUGUUGGAACAUCAACAUCUACAUACAAAGCUAAAGUAAGUGCCCCACCUGGACUUAGUAUCAAAGUGAACCCUAGUGUUCUAUCAUUUACAUGUCUUGGUCAAAAGCUAUCGUUUACACUUACUAUUGAAGGAACAAUAGAUAGACAGAUAGUCUCUGCUUCUUUAAUCUGGGAUGAUGUUACAUUUCAAGUGAGGAGCCCCAUUGUUGUGUACGCAUUUUGACAUUCUAUAUAUGGAACAUGUAUUACCAAUAUUAAUAAAGCAAAAGCUUUGGUUUCAAAAAUAAAA
Quercus lobata is the source of this 2449-nucleotide messenger RNA. RefSeq names its product cucumisin-like. Lineage: Eukaryota; Viridiplantae; Streptophyta; Magnoliopsida; Fagales; Fagaceae. Bases 179 to 2383 code for a protein of 734 amino acids. Gene Ontology annotation, molecular function: serine-type endopeptidase activity. The transcript has 11 exons. The record is from RefSeq and is a predicted model, not a curated record. Gene Ontology annotation, biological process: proteolysis.